AUGCCAUUCACAGAUGAACUUGAUGGGUGUGGCAAUAUCACAGAGACAACACUGCCAGCUGUCCACUUGGCCCAGCAACACCUGAGGAAGCAACCAGCUCCAUUAUGCAACUAUGAGCUAGAAUUUCACUUUGCAAACUCACAGUGUGACAAUGCUAUAGGCUUGAAAGCUUUCUUUGAUGCCAUAUGCCAUGGUCCAAAAUACCUCAUGAUCUUUGGAGGGGUCUGUCCAUCUGUGACUUCUAUCAUUGCUGAGUCUCUUCGGGCCUGGAAUCUUGUGCAGCUGUCUUUUGCUGUGACAGCUCCUGCAUUUGAGGACAAGAGAAGGUAUCCAAACUUCUUCAGAAUUGUCCCAUCAGACAAUGCAAUUCAUCCAGCUGUGAUUAAACUUGUCAAACAUUAUAACUGGAAUCGUGUAGGUAUACUGGCUCAGGAUGGCCAGGGAGUUUCUGAGGUCCAAAGAGAUUUAAUGAAGGUGCUGUUAUUGGCAAACAUUCAGAUAGCAGCUACACAAAACUUCAUCGACGAUCCUUCUGUCAGCCUAAGAAUACUAAAGGAAAAUGAUGUGAGGAUCAUUAUUGGACUUUUCAAUGAAAGCACAGCGGCUAAAAUCUUCUGUUCUGCUUACCAUUUGAACAUGUUCAGCAGUAGGUAUCAGUGGGUUAUCCCAAGAUGGAACCAGAGGAACUGGUUGGUUAACAGAGGCACAGUGAAUUGUUCCUCUUUGAAUCUCAUGGAGGCCAUGGAGGGAUCUAUCAGUGUGGACUUUGAGCCCCUUAGUUCCAAAGAGACUAGGGGCAUUUCGGGAAAGACCCCACAAGAGUAUCAGAAAGAAUAUGAUCAACUUCGGAUUGGGAAAGGCAUUAACUCCAGCAGGUUCCAUGCUUUUGCCUAUGAUGGCAUCUGGGUUGUCACAAAAGCCCUAGCACGAGUUAUGGAGGCUGUGAGACACCAAGAGAAGUACAGUCAGCACCACAAUUAUACAGUCAGUGAUGAAGAGCUGUCUCAGAUGAUUACAGAGGCCAUGACUGAAACCACUUUUUUGGGUGUGACAGGCCAAGUGCGGUUUAAAAAUGGAGAGAGAAUGGGAAUCGUCAGAUUAACUCAGCUUCAAGAUGGCAGUGAAAUACAAGUUGGUGAAUACAACACAAUUGAGGACAGGCUGGAUCUUCGCAAGAACAUGCGGUUCACAGGUUGGAGCCCCCCAAGGGAUAGCACUAUGGUGCUGCAUCAAAGAGGACAGAUAAACAUAGUGGUCUAUAGCAUACUAUCAGCUAUCUCCAUAUUAGGCAUGCUUAUGGCCAGUUCUUUCUUGUUCUUCAACAUGAAACAUCGGCAUCAUCGGAUCAUAAAAAUGUCCAGUCCAUUCAUAAAUAAUCUAAUAAUCUUGGGUGGAAUGCUCUCCUACUCCUUCAUCAUCAUUUUUGGUCUAGAUGGGGCAUUCAUCUCAGAUGGAUCAUUUGAAAUCCUAUGCAAAGUUCACUCAUGGAUUCUAAGCAUCGGGUUUACCUUGGCAUUUGGUGCAAUGUUUGCUAAAACAUGGAGAGUAUAUGCUAUCUUUAAAAAUGUGCAUCUUAAGAAAAAGGUCAUCAAAGAUCUGCGGUUGCUUGUGGUGGUUGGAGGAAUGCUUCUGACUGAUAUCUGCAUUUUAACCUGUUGGCAUAUUAUGGAUCCCUUGACGAGGACAGUAGAAGAAUACAGGACAAAGGUUGAUGGGAAUGAUGUUGCCCUUCAUACAUUCCAGGAGCGCUGUGAGAGUGCAUACACAACCAAUUGGCUAGCCAUUUUGCUUAUUUACAAGGGUAUUCUCAUGGUCUUUUGCUGUUUCCUGUCCUGGGAGACCCGGCAUGUACGCAUUCCAACCCUGAAUGACAGCCAAUACAUUGGAUGGAGUGUAUACAAUGUGUCCGUUAUGUGUAUGGUUGGUACAGUUGCCUCUGUCCUGACACGAGAGCUGCCUAAUGUGCAGUUCUGUAUCAUCUCACUGGUCAUCAUCAUCUCCACCUCUGGGACACUACUUCUGGUUUUCAUCCCAAAGUUUAAAUUGAGCCAGAGAACAGAGAGGAAGGAUCAGUGGAGAUCUGGCUCCAUCUCCAGCGCUGAACAAAACAACACAUUCGGGACAGAGGACCAUCAGGAUUACAAUGAGCUGCUCAGGAGACGUGUUGUAGAGCUGGAGCAGUUCUCCAGCUCAGAGGAGCCCCCUCUCUCUAACGCCCCACCCAGAUAUGAGCUCCAAGGCCAUGGGCUGGAAGCUCCCUCAGCUCCCCUGGCUACCUGCACCGUCACCCGCCUUAAAGAGAAGACUGACCAAUGCGAGAUAAACACGGAUGUGACCUAG
Messenger RNA from Sardina pilchardus (European sardine), 2340 nucleotides. Its product is annotated as gamma-aminobutyric acid type B receptor subunit 2-like. Gene Ontology annotation, molecular function: G protein-coupled GABA receptor activity. Bases 1 to 2340 code for a protein of 779 amino acids. The record is from RefSeq and is a predicted model, not a curated record. Gene Ontology annotation, biological process: gamma-aminobutyric acid signaling pathway; G protein-coupled receptor signaling pathway. Lineage: Eukaryota; Metazoa; Chordata; Actinopteri; Clupeiformes; Clupeidae. Gene Ontology annotation, cellular component: membrane; G protein-coupled receptor heterodimeric complex. The transcript has 18 exons.